This is a messenger RNA of Boeremia exigua, 1661 nucleotides long. RefSeq names its product chaperonin 10-like protein. Bases 149 to 1342 code for a protein of 397 amino acids. The record is from RefSeq and is a predicted model, not a curated record. Gene Ontology annotation, molecular function: L-iditol 2-dehydrogenase (NAD+) activity; zinc ion binding. Gene Ontology annotation, biological process: D-sorbitol catabolic process. The transcript is spliced from 4 exons. Lineage: Eukaryota; Fungi; Ascomycota; Dothideomycetes; Pleosporales; Didymellaceae.
AUACAACCGCCGCAGUAGCUUUCGACGCGCGCGUGUACUAUUUCCUUUUUGCGGCGAACAUGCUGCUCUACGUCCUUCUUUGUCGCCGUGAAAAAGUCACUUUUCGAUAUACUUCGCGCAGUACGCCCUUACCUUUCCGGCAGACACCAUGGCGCCAGUAAUCUUCGAUUCUCCCUCAUCUGACGUAUCGUCAACUAAGCCUACGUCGCAGACCCUAAGUAGCACGCCUGGAAAGAAAUUACUUUCCACACCCCUACCGAACCCUUCAUUGCAGGUCACAGCGGACCACAACCUGAAGCAAGAAGACGCACCCGUAUAUGCACCGGGCCAUGGAGAGGUCUUGCUGCAUAUCAAAGCUACAGGUGUCUGCGGAUCCGAUAUUCAUUUCUGGCGGACGGGAAGAAUAGGGUCACUCGUUGUCGAGGGUGAUUGUAUAUUGGGGCAUGAGGCGGCUGGCAUUGUCUUGCAAUGCGGCGAAGGUGUAAAGAAUCUGAAGCCCGGUGAUCGUGUAGCUGUCGAACCUGGUGUUCCUUGUGGUGAAUGUUUUCUCUGCCUGGACGGUCGUUACAAUCUUUGCGAAGACGUACAGUUCGCGGGCGUCUACCCGUACCACGGCACAAUCCAACGUUACAAAACACAUCCGGCCAAGUGGUGUCACAAACUACCAGAUAAUGUCAGCUACGCAGAGGGCGCGUUGCUAGAGCCAUUGUCGGUCGUGAUGCACGGCAUCAAAUCAGCAGGUUUAUCACUUGGUCGCGGUGCUGUUGUAUGUGGAGCUGGGCCCAUCGGACUUAUCGCACUCGCAGCCGCAAGAGCAAGUGGUGCGCAUCCGAUCGUCAUCACAGAUAUCGAAACGAAGAGACUGGCCUUCGCAAAGAAGUUCGUCCCUUCAGCAUUGACUUAUCAAGUUGAUCGAAACCUCGAUGCGGAGGGAAACGCAAAGAAGAUCAGAGAUUUGUUUAACAUUGAGCACGUCGGAGAAUAUGGUGCACCAGAGGUGGUCCUCGAGUGCACAGGUGUAGAAAGCAGUGUGGUCACUGCGGCAUACACUGCGCGAAGAGGUGGAACGGUCAUGGUGAUUGGCGUAGGCAGGGAGGUUAUGAACAAUCUUCCGUUCAUGCACCUUUCGCUUGGUGAGAUCGACCUGAAAUUCAUCAACCGAUACCGAGACACAUGGCCUGCUGGCCUGCAGUGUCUUGCAGGAGGUAUCCUCGAUCUCAAGCCGUUGGUCAGCCACACAUAUCCAUUGGAGAAGGCUUUGGACGCUCUGCACACAUGCGGUGACUUGAGCAAUGGAAGCAUCAAGGUCCAGAUCAUCGACGAAGUCGACAAUGUGCUAUGAUUAGCAAUGCACAGAUCAGAUCACCUAUUGCAUUUUGUUAGCAAGAUUAGACCUUUACCCAUGCAGAGCGCUUCGUUUCAGUUACCGACUCUGCGUGCCUACAUUUACCCAUUUGGCUAUCUUGGCAACCGUCUUUCUUACCACAAGAGAAGCAGCGCGAACGAUAGACCCGCCGCCACAGUCUGGACUCCGCAAGCACAACACGAGACAUAAUGGGGCGUUGGAGGAUCAGAUGAAUGAUUCUGAGAACCGACUGCAGAAGUACCAAAAAGCUGCGUCGUAUUUUUCGAUGCGGUGAAAUAUGCUAAACGUUUUUCCU